AUGGCGGGAAAGGCGGCCACCGCAGCCUCAGCCGCGGCGUCGGAGAGCAAAAUCUACGGCGAAUCGGAUGGUUGCUGGAGAAAGGAACUCGACCAGAACCUCAAGCGGCUCCAGUCGCUGUUGUUCGGCGCGGACGCGGCUCUAGAGAAGGGGGAUUUUAGCUCGGCUCAGAUGCUAUCUCUCGGUCUUAUCGGUUUCCUCGACUCGCGCUCCCAAUCCGCGGAGGACGAGGCCUUGAUUCGCCCCAUCCGGCGCGAAGCCGUUUCCAAGCUGAGCUUGUCUCGGCGUGCCUUGAUUCCUGAGUCCGAUCGACAAGCUUUUGUGCAAGCUAGCAAAGUUCCGAGCUGCAUAUUCAAAAAGAGAGGCGACAUGGACAUACAGAAGGUUAAGGAGUCCAAGUACUUUCGUACUCUAUUUCAGAAGUCCUCUGAACAAACCACAGGUGGACCGAGACAACUUGACAAGCAGGACAAUUCAAAGACUUCAAAGACUCUCGUACAGUCAAAACUGACAUCCUUGUAUGGAAAUGGUUCUAAAGAAAAUAACAAAAGUUUCACGAAAGAUAAGGUUUCGGAGGAUUGUGUCGUUACUGAAAGAGGUCCCUCAAGUUGCAAUGAUCCCAAUAAUCAUUCCGUGCUUACCACUUGUAAACCUGAGGAGGAUGACGAGGUCCGUGUGGUUAAUUUUAAAACAAGAAGGUUACAUAGAAACUCUUUCAGCCCUAGAAACGAAUUCACAAAAUCCCCAUCUAUGAUUGAAGAAGUUGAUGUGGAUGCUUCCACUAACGGGUUUGUUACUGCUAGAGCAAAACUGGAAAUGGAGGCCAGACAAAAGCGAGGCUUAGCUGGGUCGCCAAGUGCAUCCGUCUCACCACAAAGUGAUGCAGGAACUAACAAGGGUUAUGGGGCCAGAUCUUAUGGUUUUUCUCGUCGAGGAGUGAGAGGUAAUUUUGUUCCUCCUAUAAGAUCCAAUGGAAGUAACGUGGGCAAUGUGGUUUCACGAACUGGGGGGAAGGGAGACGAUGCACCAGAUGAUUCAACUAAAAGAUGUUUGGAGUUACUCUGUGGCCCUGAUGGUGAGCUUCCUGAAAAGUUGAGAAAUCUAGAGCCACGGCUUAUUGAGCAUGUCAGCAACGAGAUAAUGGAUAGGGAUCCGAAUGUCCGGUGGGAUGACAUUGCUGGACUAGAGCAUGCCAAAAAAUGUGUGACUGAGAUGGUAAUAUGGCCUUUGCUGCGUCCUGACAUAUUCAAAGGUUGCCGUUCUCCUGGCCGUGGUCUUCUCCUUUUUGGUCCUCCUGGAACUGGUAAAACAAUGAUAGGAAAAGCAAUAGCUGGAGAGGCCAAAGCAACUUUUUUCUAUAUAUCGGCCAGUUCUUUGACAAGUAAAUGGAUAGGUGAAGGUGAAAAGCUUGUUAGAGCUCUUUUUGGUGUAGCUAGCUGUCGCCAGCCUGCUGUGAUAUUCGUGGAUGAAAUAGACUCUCUUCUGUCUCAGCGGAAAUCGGAAGGUGAACAUGAAUCUAGUCGACGAUUAAAGACACAAUUCCUCAUUGAAAUGGAAGGCUUUGACAGCGGGGCAGAGCAGAUUCUACUAAUAGGUGCAACUAAUAGGCCUCAAGAACUUGACGAGGCCGCAAGGCGACGACUCACAAAGAGACUGUACAUUCCACUUCCCACUUCAGAAGCAAGAGCUUGGAUCAUAAAGAACCUGCUGGCGAAAGAUGGAUUGUUUAACCUUUCGAAUGGAGAUACCGAUACUAUAUGCAAAUUAACUGAAGGAUACUCGGGAUCUGAUAUGAAGAAUUUGGUCAAAGAUGCUUCAAUGGGCCCACUGAGAGAGGCUCUGAAACAGGGUAUUGAGAUAACUAAGCUGCAGAAGGAGGAUAUGAGGGCAGUAAAUCUUCAGGACUUUGAGCUAGCAUUACAAGAGGUGAGGCCUUCUGUCUCACUCAGUGAACUCGGCACGUACGAAAAGUGGAACGAGCAAUUUGGGAGCUUAUCGUUGUAA
This is a messenger RNA of Striga hermonthica, 2004 nucleotides long. NCBI's taxonomy places the organism in Eukaryota, Viridiplantae, Streptophyta, Magnoliopsida, Lamiales, Orobanchaceae. The record is from the annotation of a GenBank genome assembly.